AUGGAAGGGUGUUCCUCCUCAGACGCUCCACUCCUCAAGAGGUUAGAAGGGAAGGUGGCCCUAAUAACCGGUGGAGCCAGUGGCAUAGGCGAAGCCACUGCCAAGCUUUUCCUACGCCACGGUGCCAAGGUCCUCAUCGCCGACAUCCAAGACAACCUCGGACACUCCCUUUGCCACAGCCUUAACUCCAACAACAUUUCCUAUGUUCAUUGUGACGUCACUAACCUUAGCGACGUCCAGGCCGCUGUCAACGCUUCCGUCACAAGGUACGGAAAGCUGGACAUCCUGUUCAGUAACGCCGGCAUCGGUGGCCGUUUGGAAUCUUCCAUCAUGGCCCUCGAUCCCGCUGACCUAAAGAGGGUUUUCGAGGUCAACGUUUUUGGCGCUUUCUACACCGCUAAACACGCCGCCGAGGUGAUGGUUCCCAGAAAAAGAGGGAGCAUUGUGUUCACCUGUAGCGCUGUUUCGGUGACUCACGCGGGUUCGCCACACGCGUACACGGCGUCGAAGCACGCGGUGGUGGGUCUGAUGAAGAACCUGUGCGUGGAACUGGGGAAGCAUGGAAUCAGAGUGAAUUGCGUUUCGCCGUACGCAGUAGCGACUCCUCUGAUGAGACGUGAAAUGGGGAUGGAGAAGGAGUUGAUAGAGGAAGUGUUUUCGGAGGCGGGAAACUUGAAUGGGGUGGUUCUGAAGGAAGAGGAUGUGGCUGAAGCAGCUUUGUUUCUUGCUAGUGAUGAAUCGAAAUACGUGAGUGGGGUGAAUCUAGUUGUGGAUGGAGGUUACAGUGUUAACAAUGUUGCCUCUGGCGAAAUAGCUUUAAGAAAGUUUUCUGCUAAUUAA
Sphenostylis stenocarpa is the source of this 840-nucleotide messenger RNA. The record is from the annotation of a GenBank genome assembly. NCBI's taxonomy places the organism in Eukaryota, Viridiplantae, Streptophyta, Magnoliopsida, Fabales, Fabaceae.